CACGUCAAUACGCCUACACCGAGAGCUGCUUCACACCAGCACUUGAACAGCAGCUGAUUAGCCUGGCUGAAGCGUUGGCAUCAUCUGGCAUUCCUCUGUUCACCAGCGAGUGUGUGUGUGUGGAUGUGUGUGUCAGCUAUAGGUGAGCUGAAACAGGAGAGCUUCUGUGUGGGUGUGUGCAUGACACACUCUUUUUUCCUUUUUUUUUUUUUUGCUUGGGAUUCCUCCUGCCCCAUAAGGCUUUGCAGCAAGUGGAUGUGCUGAUGUAGGAAGAAUGGAUGCACCACUGCUCACACACGUACACACACACUCAGAGCUCAGCCGUGGGACCGAAUGAAGAAAUCUACAUCCAUACAUUUGGGGAUUGAAGAUACAACAAUGUGACUGAGGGAUUGGUUCAGAUGUAGCUGCUGUAACACCAUCCAAUAAUGCUGAGCCCUGUUCUCCGUUCUGAGCUCUCGGCCUUGGAGCCGGAGUACACAGAGGCUGAUGUCAUCUCUACGGUGGAGUUUAGCCAAUCAGGAGAGUUCCUGGCCACAGGGGACAAGGGUGGGAGAGUGGUCAUCUUUCAAAGAGAACCUCAGGGGGAAUAUAAUGUGUACAGCACAUUUCAGAGCCAUGAGCCUGAGUUUGACUGCCUGAAGAGCUUAGAGAUAGAGGAGAAAAUCAAUAAGAUCCGUUGGUUACCUCAAAUCAAUUCCACCCACUUCCUCCUGACCACCAAUGAUAAGACCAUUAAGCUGUGGAAGGUAAGCGAGAGAGACAAGAGGCCUGAAGGUUACAACCUGAAAGACGAGGAGGGCCGGAUGAAGGACAUUUCCAGAAUCACAUCCCUUCAGGUCCCCGUGUUACGGCCGAUGGAUUUGCUGGUGGAAGCGUCUCCACGGCGUGUGUUCGCUAAUGCUCAUGCCUAUCACAUCAACUCCAUCAGCAUUAACAGCGACUGUGAGACUUACCUGUCAGCUGAUGACCUGAGGAUCAACCUGUGGAAUCUCAAUAUAACAGAUCGCAGCUUCAAUAUUGUGGACCUGAAGCCGGAAAACAUGGAGGACCUGAGCGAGGUGAUCACCGUGGCUGAGUUUCAUCCUCAUCACUGCCACUUGCUGGCCUUCAGUAGCAGUGCAGGUGCUACACGCCUGUGUGAUAUGAGAUCUCGCGCGUUGUGUGACCGACCAGCUAAACUAUUUGAGGAGUCAGUGGACCCAGCCCAUCGAUCCUUCUUCUCGGAGAUCACUUCCUCUGUGUCGGAUGUAAAGUUCAGUCACAGUGGACGCUACCUGCUCACCCGAGACUACCUCACUGCUAAAGUCUGGGACCUCAACAUGGAGAACAAACCAGUGGAGAUAUAUCAGGUCCAGGAUUAUCUGCGCUCUAAACUCUGUGCCCUUUACGAGAGCGACUGCAUCUUUGAUAAGUUCGAAUGUGCCUGGAAUGGAACUGACAGUGUCAUCAUGACAGGGGCGUAUAAUAAUUUCUUCCGGAUGUUUGACCGAGCGAGUCGGCGUGAUGUGACGUUGGAGGCGAGUCGGGAGGUGUGUAAGCGGCGCGCCGUGCUCCGGCCUCGCCGGGUGUGUGUGGGGAAGAAGAGGAGGGAGAAUGAUAUCAGUGUGGACAGCCUGGACUUCAGGAAGAAGAUCCUGCACACGGCUUGGCAUCCUACGGAUAACAUCAUCGCCAUCGCAGCCAGCAACAACCUGUUCAUCUUUCAGGACAGACACGGCCCCGGACACCACGUCGGCCAUCAUUUAGAACAAGACAGACCUCUGCAGUUACAGGAUACAACUCGUCAGUGAACUGACCCUAAAGGGUCACAGCUCUUUUUUUUUUAAUUUUAAUAAGGAAGGUCACACCGUUUGAGAAUUUGUAAUAUUCAGAGCACGUUUUCAGUAUAAACACAAAAGCCUAACAAUAAUAAUAAUAAUAAUAAUUUAAUGCUGGAUAUUAUAACCACCAUUAUGACUGGGACAGUAUUUCAGCACUCCUGCAUGAAAUGUAACACAAGGAGACUGAGACGAACCAGGAAGUAUAUUUGCCUGUCAGUGUCUAAAUCACUACUGCAUGUUUACACUAUUAUCCUUAAUUAACGGGCUUCGUUAACCGACCAAGUUCUAACGGCAAUGAUGAAUGCAAACAAAUCGGACCCUUUAUUUCUUGAACUAAUGAACUGUAUCCGCCGUCUGGUGGCUCUUCUCAGGUUUCAUGUUUCUUGACCGGAGACAGUAGACAUAGAUGUCCUCUUCCUCGUAACAGAUAUCGAAACUGAAGCAGUACAAUCAUGUGAAUGUCUGAAUGAGAAGCAGUGUUUCUAAGGAGCAUCAUGAAAACUGGAAUUUCAAGAAUUUCUUUUUGUUUUUUAGCAUGCUAAAUUGUUGUGCUGCUGAUUUGACGCCACACGCGGACGACGUGUUCGCUGUAAGACGGUAGGGGAGAGCGGGGCCUGAGCUUUAGACGAUGGUUCAACCGAACCCCACUCUCCCGUAUCAGCUGUGGAACUUGCUAAUAACGAGAAUAAAGAAACGGUAAAGCUCAUUUUACACCAGACUUCGUAAUCAUACUUCAUUACACACUGCAGUAGUAAUGCAUGUUUAGAAUAAUCUGAUACAGGUAUGUGCAUAUUAAACGUAUAAAGCCGAGCAAGACACUCAGAAAUAAACGCUCCUCUCCGUGUGAACUCGGCCCACGAAAUCCGUGCUCGAUUGCCGUCCUGCUGCAUCGCUUCUGGUGUAAAAUGGGCUUCAUUUUGUGCGAAUCAGAGCCUCUAAAGAUCAUCUCAUGCUUGGGAAAUUCAGUGUUACCACCUCUGAAAGCCAUGUCAUUAAAUUUGGACUUUUAUUUCAUUUAAAAUAAUUCAUACAAAUGCAUACAGUCACAAACAUUUCUUUUUUUUUUUUUUCCUUUUUUUGAAUUCUGUUUAACAAAAAAAUAAUGAUAUCUCAUAGUAUAUAUAGUAUGUAUAUUGCUAGCCUACCACUUUAAUCAGGAAGGAAACUAUGUAGGCAAUGGAGCGCUGCAACUACCCCGGCAGCCCGGAGCUGCCUCGUUAAAACACGGUACGGUCAAGUCACACAGAAACAGGCAAGCAUGACGCCAGCUUUUCACAAGACAAACUGUUUUUUUUUUUCUUUUCCGUCAAAACAGGACAAUUUUUGUUUUUUUUUUACCUUUAACACAUAAGGUAGUACAUGCUAAGUUAACAAACAGGAACCGAAAAUAAUAAUAAUAAUAAUAAAAAAAAAAAAAAAACACACACACACACUCAAUAUACUUUUUGAAAGUAUUGUGCUAAAUUAGACUACAAAAAGACACAUGGAUACAAAAAAAAAUAAAAAUAAAAAAUAAAAAAGA
This is a messenger RNA of Hemibagrus wyckioides, 3345 nucleotides long. It is a transcript of the gene ppp2r2cb, whose product is annotated as protein phosphatase 2, regulatory subunit B, gamma b. The transcript has 10 exons. Gene Ontology annotation, cellular component: protein phosphatase type 2A complex; cytosol. Gene Ontology annotation, molecular function: protein phosphatase regulator activity; protein binding. The record is from RefSeq and is a predicted model, not a curated record. Lineage: Eukaryota; Metazoa; Chordata; Actinopteri; Siluriformes; Bagridae. Bases 429 to 1793 code for a protein of 454 amino acids. Gene Ontology annotation, biological process: peptidyl-serine dephosphorylation.